Messenger RNA from Dissoconium aciculare CBS 342.82, 1437 nucleotides. RefSeq lists its product as uncharacterized. Lineage: Eukaryota; Fungi; Ascomycota; Dothideomycetes; Mycosphaerellales; Dissoconiaceae. Bases 1 to 1437 code for a protein of 478 amino acids. Gene Ontology annotation, cellular component: COP9 signalosome. The transcript is spliced from 3 exons. The record is from RefSeq and is a predicted model, not a curated record.
AUGGAUUCGCUGAAUGUGCCGGCGCCAACGUUCGAUCUUGACACCUGGGCGAACAACUACGAUGGAGCUCUGCUACCGCUUCGUCUAGCGCACAUCGCACGACAUUGUCCGCCGCUUCGCCAACACAGUAUCACGCUUGCUCUCGCACAGGCCAAGAAGGGCAAAGAUAUUCAGCUGUACGAACGACUUUGUCAUCUCGCAGGCGUGCUCGGCUUGACUGAGGCCGCUGACGAGGAUGUGGAAUGGGUGGCGCGGACCGAGGAGGCCAAUAAAAGGGAGCUGAUCCGUUUGGAAGGAGAGCUUCGUGGAUACAAGAACAACCUUAUCCGGGAGAGCAUUCGAAUGGGCCAAGAAGACCUCGCGAUGCAUCACAUCGACACUGGUGGGCCGCGAUCUGAUCCACAGGAUCCGAUAGCACCAGCGGGCUAUGCUGUCGCGUUCACUGCAUUUAGCAAGAUGCGAGAUUACUGUCACACUCCAUCUCAGAUAAGUUCCAUGACGCUACGGCUGGCCUUUACGGCGCUUCUCCAGGCAGCGCUGGCUGAACAGCUCGAUUCUGCAUCGGCAGGUCACUUCAACACUGUCCAUACCCAAGCAGUCCGCCUGCGAUCGUCAGGCUGUAAAGAGGAGGAGCAGGCGCAACUCACAGCAAUCUCGCACGUUGCAGUUGGUAUUGCAGCGCUAGGUGCGGGUGACUACUCACAAGCUGCGGCUUCAUUCAUGCGGACACCAUUCGAGUACCAUCGUCUAGGCCCAGUCCACGGACUAGACUUUGAGCGCCUGGUGGCCUCGGCGAAUGAUGUUGCCAUCUACGGCGGACUCUGUGCCCUGGGCACAAUGUCUCGUGACGAACUACAGGAAGUCGUCCUUGGUGGUCAAUUUCGCCAGUUUCUCGAACAGGAGCCUCACAUGCGGAAGGCUAUCGGCCUCUAUGUCACCGCCAAAUACGAACAAUGUAUCGCGCUUCUGCAAAACUACCGGGCCGAUUGGACUUUGGACCUCUUUCUCUCCGCCCACGUGGACAUCCUUUUCGCACGCAUACGCCAACGAAGCAUCACCGCAUACUUCUCCAGCUUCUCACAAGUCAGCAUCGCAGCUCUUGCUGCAAGUUUCCCUCCUACACGGCAAGAUGCGAGCGUCAGUCCCGAAGUCGCAAUGGAGGACGAACUCUUGUCUAUGAUUCAAAACGGCCAACUCGAUGCACGAUUGGACGUUGUGGACGGCAUGCUCUUUGCACCAUAUAAGGACCACCGCGCCCAGACUCAUGAGAAAGCUCGGAAAACGGCUGCAAUGGUGGAGCGCACUCUGUUGUUGCGCUUACAUCGCGUUAAUAUGACACUUGCGGACCUCGAGAUCCGUAGAGAACCUAAAGGUAGGGAUGGUAUGGGACCUCCCAUGGACCGGGGCGGGUCAAGAUUAGGCAGUGCAUAUGCAUAG